Messenger RNA from Macadamia integrifolia, 1980 nucleotides. RefSeq names its product purple acid phosphatase-like. NCBI's taxonomy places the organism in Eukaryota, Viridiplantae, Streptophyta, Magnoliopsida, Proteales, Proteaceae. Gene Ontology annotation, molecular function: acid phosphatase activity; metal ion binding. The record is from RefSeq and is a predicted model, not a curated record. The coding region runs from base 136 to 1629 and encodes 497 amino acids. The transcript is spliced from 8 exons.
UGGAUGUGACGCAGAAGGAUGCCUUUGCAAUCAGUGAUGAGCUACCAUCUCUCUCGCUGUCUCCUUCACUCUUUCUCCCCCCAACCCCCAAACUUAUCAAGAGAAUGAGGAGUGGAUAUUCGUUGAGUGAUUCUCAUGUCAUUUGGACAUUAUAUAUACGGGACAUGUUGGGUUUUAAUUCUCUCUGAGUUGAUGGAGGCUCGGAACUCUGGCUGCAAAAAGGCUAUGGCUAAGAUGGGAAAUUGGGGAACUCGGGUAAUGGUUAUAAUGGGGUUUUUCUUGAGUUCAGCUCUGUUAUGCAAUGGAGGAGUCACCAGUAGCUUUGUAAGGGGUACUUACCCAUCCAUUGAUAUGCCGCUUGACAGCGAUGUUUUUCGUGUGCCCUCAGGCUAUAAUGCACCACAGCAGGUUCAUAUAACUCAAGGAGACCAUGAAGGGCAGGGUGUGAUUGUGUCUUGGGUCACCCAAGAUGAACCAGGCUCCAGCACUGUGCUUUAUUGGCCUGAGGGCAGUGGGGAGAAAUACAGUGCAGAGGGAAUCUACUUGACCUACAAGUACUACAACUAUUCUUCAGGCUUUAUCCAUCACUGCACCAUCACUAACUUGGAGUUGGACACGAAAUACUACUACGAGGUUGGGGUUGGAAACACCACACGGGAAUUUUGGUUUAUAACUCCUCCCGCAGUUGGGCCUGAUGUUUCUUAUACAUUUGGUCUCAUAGGGGACCUUGGUCAGACUUUGAAUUCAAAUAGCACACUCACUCAUUACGAAAUGAACCCGAUCAAGGGGCAAACAGUGCUGUAUGUUGGUGACUUCUCUUAUGCAGAUGACUAUCCAUUUCAUGACAACGUUAGGUGGGAUACAUGGGGCAGGUUCAUUGAAAGAAGUGCUGCUUAUCAACCUUGGAUAUGGACAGUGGGAAAUCAUGAGAUCGACUUGGAUCCUCAAAUUGGUGAAUUUGUGGCUUAUAAGCCCUAUACAAAUCGAUUUCAUGUGCCAUAUCAUUCUUCAUAUAGUAUUUCACAAUUUUGGUACUCAAUCAAACGAGCUUCAGCAUAUAUCAUUGUCCUUGCUUCAUAUUCAGCAUUUGGACCGUACAGUUCUCAAUACUCUUGGCUUCAACAAGAGCUACCUAAAGUGAAUAGAAGUGAGACACCAUGGUUGAUCAUCCUUAUGCAUUCACCAUUGUAUAACAGCUACUACGGUGCCUAUAUGGAAGGAGAAGCUAUGAGAGUAGUAUUUGAACCAUGGUUUGUAAAAUACAAAGUUGAUGUCGUAUUUGCUGGCCAUGUUCAUGCAUAUGAAAGAUCUGAACGUGUAUCAAACAUUGCAUACAACAUUACAAAUGGUCUAUGCACACCUAUAAGUGAUCCAAAUGCACCUGUAUACAUAACAAUUGGUGAUGGAGGGAAUAUUGAAGGCCUAACGACCAUCAUGACAGAGCCACAGCCUCAGUAUUCCGCAUUUCGUGAAGCCAGUUAUGGUCAUGGUAUUUUUUCUAUUAAGAACCGGACCCAUGCUUACUUUGGCUGGCAUCGAAAUCAAGAUGGAUAUGCUAUAGAAGCCGAUUCAUUAUGGUUAUACAAUAGAUACUUUCAUCCUGUGAAUGAAACCGUUAGUUCAAUGUGAUUGUGAUGAGGACAUCAUCCAAGGAAUUAGGACAUAUCAGAGGAGACAUUGACGAACACAACAACAUAUCACUACAUUGUGGCUAGAUGUCUCUUGUGUGGAUGCAUAUUUCUAUUUACUUAUGUGUAGCUUGUUUAAUUUUGUUGUAUUUUUAUUUUAGUUAGUGUACAAUCUGUUGUGUAUUAACGUUGUAAGAGAGUUAUUAAGGAGUUAUUAAUAGAGAAGCAGUUAUUAGGGAGUAGUUAUUACUGGAAAAGUAGUUUUUAGGGAGUUAUUUCUCCUUUUUCAUUUUGGAUUUUAAAAGGUUGUAUUUGGACAAUCAAUGGAAUAAAGAAUUAAUGAAUAGAAAUA